GGAGCCUCACUAUCCACUAUGCAAUGGCCACCAGAACGUCCAGCACUUAUCUGUGCUGUAGAAAGUGGUAGUUGGGAUCUCGUUGUUGCUGUGCUUGGAUUACCCAAUUGUGAUAUCGAAUGCAGAGAUGCACUAGGCAGAACACCAAUUAUAACUGCUGCACGUUGUGCACAUGUGGGAUUAAUUGAUAUGUUGGUGAACAAAGGGGCUAAUCUCAAUCAGAAGGAUGAGCACGGAUGGACUGCACUUAUGCACGCAGUACAUAAGAAUCAUCUUCCAUCAGUUCAGUUGCUGUUGGAUAGAAACGCAGAUAUUUCCGGAAAAGACAAAACAGGCAAAGGCCUAGCCCAUAUUGCCUGCGCUGUAGCAUCCCGAUCAAUAAUUGAUCGACUACUUGAAGCAGGCAUGUUGUUUGAAGAACCUGACAGUGAUGGUCUUUACCCUGUGCAAAUAGCCAUUCAACAGCGAAAUAAACCCGCUUUAGAAGCUCUAUUAGGAAGAGGUGCUCGUCUACGGUCCUCAACAUGGCAGACAGCGAUUGAUACAUACCCUGAAGCACUUUUUGUACUACUGUCUAAACUGCUCGACGAUGCUGGUAUUCUUUUCAGAAAGAAGAGAUUUGAAGACGCUAUGCACCGACUACACUAUGCACUUAAUAAAUGCGAGAUGUGUUCACAUAAUGAAAAAUUGCAAGGUAAGGCUAGUUUUGAGAAAACAAACAAAUCGGAGUUUUUACUAUAG
This is a messenger RNA of Strongylus vulgaris, 741 nucleotides long. Lineage: Eukaryota; Metazoa; Nematoda; Chromadorea; Rhabditida; Strongylidae. The record is from the annotation of a GenBank genome assembly.